GGGAUAUAAGUGCAACAAAUAACUAAAACUCAAGAGCAGCAGCUGAGCACAAGAGCCCUCUACCCUCCUGCUAUUUCCAACAACUGGUUUCAGAACCGUUACUGCUUUUGUGGACGCAGAGCCUAGGCAUCAUGCUGAUGGAGAGAGCUGACGUUCCCCUGUUGACGUUUUGCCUGCCUUUUCCCCCAGAAAAGGAGACGGCUUUGUAUCUGUGGCCACCGAUUGCUCUGUGCGGUGCCUUCAGCAGCACCAAGCAGUGCUGUGGUGUGAGAUGCCAGCUGAUUGGCAGAGAGCGCCUGGUGGGCGGGCAUCCUAAGCAGAUAAGAGCUUGGAUCAGAAGUGCCAAAGGUUGGUCUGGGGAGAGAGAGGAGAGUGUGUUUGAGUUUGGGAAGCGCUGGGAAGGACACAGACAGAAUCGCAGGAUCAUUGCAACUGCAGAGUUGCAAUGGGCGCUCUCAGGGCAGCCCCGUCUUUGCGUUGGCUCUGCAUCGUCCUGGUGCUAGCGGGGCUGGCUCCCCUCACUGCUGCUCAGUACUGGUGGUCUUGGGGUAGACAAGAACCCACAACUGUGAUGAUGCCAACAACCCCCAAAGCCACGGAAGCAGAUGUGGAAGACCCCACUGAGAAAAUGGUCCUGAGCACCCCCACCCUUUGGGACACACCAGGGACAUUUACAGAGGAGGUGGCAGUCUCCUCUGAAGCAACAACACCAGACCUGGCUACCUCUGCAGCUGACAAGGAGGAAGUGUUUCCUGGCAUGGAUUUCCCCUUUCAAAACAUCCUUGAAGGCAGCACUGAGGAUGAAGAUGAUGAAUUUUUACACAGCCUAGUAACAGCACCGGGGAAGGAGGUGUCAACUGAGCUGGAAGAUGCAAAACCCUCAAUGUCUUCAGUUCACCAAACCACAAUCCGGGAAGAUUCUGAGACAAAAGAGGCAAAGCCUGUGACUGAAAAAUCAUGGUGGCCUCUGGCAACUGUUACAAAGGAGCAUCCUCAGAAGGCUGAAGAGGACCCACAUGUCUCGACUCCUGAUGUUCACCAAACCGUGGGCAGGGGAGACUCUGUGGCAAAAGAGGAGGAACCGCAACUCUUGACUCCUUCUGUUCACCAGACCGUAGUCAGGGGGGACUCUGUGGCAAAAGAGGUGAUUACGAAAGAGGAAACCUCAUCCAUUUCCCCUCCCAAGACAGCCGCUGCCUCCAUUAUUGGGAUGCAUAAUUUUUCCCAGUGUGUCUGUCCAGCAACACCAGGCCCUCGUGGUGCAAAGGGAGACAAAGGUGACCAGGGUCCUCCAGGAGAAAGAGGACUUCCUGGGGAAAGAGGGCUGGCAGGCAAUCCAGGCCAACCUGGACCUGCAGGACCCCCGGGACCCCCAGGCCAGUCCCUUCCAGGAGCUCCAGAAUGUGGUGGUGCCAAUGGUGGAAAUGAAAAGGGGGUCAGCAUCAUGGAAGGGCCCCCUGGUCCAAUGGGCUACCCAGGUCUUCCUGGACCUCCAGGAUACCCUGGUCAGGAAGGACCCCAAGGGCCCCCUGGCCUUCCAGGGCACGAAGGUCAGCAAGGUACUCCAGGCCUCCCUGGCACACCAGGCCAGCCUGGCCCACCAGGAUCCACAGGGCCUGCAGGCAUGCCAGGGCCAGUGGGGGCAGAGGGGAUUCCCGGAGCCAUGGGCCCUGAAGGGCAUCCAGGACUUCCAGGCCACAUGGGGCCACCAGGACCACCAGGCACCCCUGGGCAGCAAGGGCCUCCAGGACGAGAAGGGCUUCCAGGGAAGGACGGGCCAAAGGGUGAGAAGGGUGAGGUUGGCCUACAGGGCCCUCCUGGCAAUCCAGGUGUGAAAGGUGAAAUGGGGCCUCAGGGUGCACCUGGGCCCAUGGGUCCUCCUGGUGAGAAUCGGUGCAACACUCAUGCAAGAGUUCCUGGGCCUCCAGGUCCUAAGGGUGAAAAAGGAGAACCCGGAGAACGGGAUUGCUGCAACUGCCCUGGAGCAACAAAAGCUGACUCGGACUCCUGGACACCUUUUACCUACCAAGAGAAUGGCAAAGGAGACCUUGAGAUAUAUGGCUCGAUUGCCAGCCGUGGUCCUCCAGGCCCCGCAGGAAAUCCUGGCAUGCCUGGGCCCCCAGGCCCUCCUGGACCACCGGGAGUUAUUUACCUUAAUAGGGUGAUCCCUGCCCCACCCAGGAGGCAUUGCAAGCAACCGUUGAGCCAGGACCCAUCUUUGGAUUCAGAUGAUGGGCUGUCUUUGAAGGAUUCUUCCAAUGACAACCAGUAUGGGUUUAAGCACUCCACGUGGAUCUUCAAGUCAAAAGAGCUGAUGUUCAAAUCGGCCUCCUCCAUUCCUGAAGGCAGCUUGGUCUACGUCAGUGAAGGGAAUGAAGCUUUCUUCCGAACCCCCAAGGGAUGGAGCAGGCUUUUGCUGGAGGAUUCAGAGUCUUUGCUGGUUGGAGAUGACCCUUCGGUGUCUACAGACAGAAAUCAGGUCCAAAACGACAAAAGCCAAGCAACCGUCCAGACUGUACCAUCUAGCAUCCCCCAAAGGAUCCCUUCACUCCGCCUAGUGGCCCUCAACAUCCCCCUGACUGGUAGCAUGAAUGGGAUUGGUGGCGUUGACCUGCGGUGCUAUCGGCAGUCACAGGAGGCAAAGCUGCGUGGAACUUUCCGGGCCUUCCUGUCAUCAUCCACUCAAAGCCUAGUCUCCAUCGUGAAGAAAACUGACAGGAACCUGCCUAUUGUCAACCUUAAGGGCCAGCUGCUGGCAAAGAGUUGGAAUUCCCUCUUCAGUAGUGCUGCUCGUUUCAAUUCACCAAAGUCCCCCAUCUACACAUUCAAUGGGCGCAAUGUCAUGACAGAUCCUAUGUGGAGACAAAAGGCAGUCUGGCAUGGUGUCAAACAACUGGGAGGCCAGGCCGAAAAUCAAGACUGUCAGGAGUGGCGAACAGCCUCCAGCCAGUCCAAAGGCCUUGCCUCACCUCCAGCCGGAGGCAAGUUCCUCACAGCGGACACACAUAGCUGCUCAGACUUCCUGAUUGUUCUGUGCGUGGAAAAUGCCUUCUGAGAUGAGUGCAGCUUCAGAUCAGCAAGGAACAGCAGAAGGAGCCAGUUGCUACAAAGGCUGGAUCAGGAUGAAUGAAAUAAGCCUUUGACCCUUAAGACACAUGAGGUGGAAAAUGCAGGUACUCAUCCUUCUACCACAGCUGGGAAAGAAUGUUUGAGAGGAAAGAAAACCAUGCAUCACCUGCACCUCAGCAAGCUGUCAUGUGUGCUGAUGUGUAGAAUCAGCAGCUCACACAGGCAGGUGCAAAAGGGGCUUCUGCUUUGUUACAAUGUGUGUACCUGGACUUACAUGUGCACCACCAGCACUCAUGUACAGUAUGUUCAUAUACACACUGCUGAGAGGUUUAGGAACUUUUGCUGGAGUUAUGACGUGUGCUUGUUAUGGAUGUGUGUUAACCCUUAUGCCCACAAGAAGCUCUCACAUGAAGAAACAAAGAAAGCUUGGUUUAUUAUACAAGGUGUGACCGGAAUAUUCGGUGAAUGGUCACAGAAAUUGGACAGCGAGAAAUAUUCAAACAUACAUACCUUACAGGCCUUCAAAGUAGCCCCCCUCUGAUACAAUGCACUAUUGACAACAUUAGUACAGUAGAACUGUUGGAAACGUCUGGAGAAGUCCUCUUUUCCUACUGCUUUCAGUUCCCUUGCACCUUGGAAGUGUGAAAUGUUGAAAAAUCUGUGCCCUUUCAGUGCAAAUUUCAGUUUUGGAAAAAGAAAGAAAUCCGGUGGGACAAGAUUAGAAGAAUUUGGAGGAUGGGACAACUCAGUAACCUCAGUAACGAUUUCACAUGGAAUAUGCAAUUCUUCCGCCAUCAUUCGGACGGACAAACGCCAAUCCCACAUCAAUAACGCACAAACUUUGUCGACAUUUACCGCCAUUCUGCUCGUUGACAAUCUGCCAGACUGAGGGUCAUUUUCAAUGGUUUGCCGCCCUUCACGGAAACACUUAAACCACUCAUACACUGUCUUUUAAGUUACAGUUUCAUCUUCGUACACAAUUGUGAGCAUUUUGUGGGUUUCUGAUGCUGAUCUACCCAAUUUGAAACAGAAUUUCAUAUUGACUCUCUGCUCCAUUUUCAAUCACAACACACUGCACUAUUAACAGCUACUAAACGCUACCACAUGAACGUAGGCCUGUUAACAAAUGCCGAGACACGUGCACAUAUGUUAGCUGAAAUAUGGAUGAAUGCCUCCCACAUGUCUCCGCGAAUCCAGCAGUUCCCAUUAUUGCAUACAGGGGUGAUUCACCCUACUUUCUGGUCACACCUUGUAUAAAACAGGAGUGGCAGAAUAUAUAAAAAUGCUGCUUUAGACCGCAAAGUUACAGUCUAAGCAGGUAGAAAAUUACACUACAUACACACUUUGAUUAGAGAUUCCCUAACUAUUCCAAAGGCCUACAGAAGCAUGGGCAUGACAAUUUUGCCAUAAACCCACACUAGAAGGAGGGUGGGGGUGGGGAAGGAAAGCAUACCUGUCCUUAAAGCAAAGCAGACAUGUGCAGAGUCCUAAAUAUCUCUGGUUUAAGUGCUGUUCUGUUGGAGCUGUGAGAGCUAACAAAUCUUUGAAUCUAGGUUUUUAAAAUACCUUUAUGCCAUUAUGUACGGAGAUAAACCACAUCAUAAAUUCAGAUUCACACACUCCUCUUUACAACUUCAUCACAUAGGUAAAUCUCUCAGAAGAUAUGUCUGUGUGCGUGCAUUUGUGUGCACGCACUCACAGAGAUACAUGUGCGUGCACAGAGAUUCACAACCUGUUCUCUGCUUAGCAAAAAAAGGUGGCAAAAGGGAUGUAUUGUGCACAGGAAUUUUUAUGGAAUGUUGUGGCUUUUCCCCCACAGUGUUCCUCCAUGGGUAAACAUAGAUCUCAUGAAGAAAAGGCAGCAUCUAGGUUGCAGGCACAUUUACAUUUUUGGAACUAUUGAAUUCUACAGCAGGGAGGUGUUAACAUCUGUGGGACAGCUCCUGCACACUCCUGCACUAGCAAAAUGACCUGCAACCAAAGCAUUUCUGGCAGGUCGAGCAUCCUCUUGAAAACAGCCCAAAGAACUGCAACAGCAACCUUUCUAGGCAGCUUGAUCUGUUCCUAUACUGUGUUUAUAAGGCUGAUACUACACUGUUACAUAUCGCAAAUACUAGUAAGGAAAACCCAUACAGUAGGGUUGUCAUACAUCUGGGAAAACCUGGACAUGCCAAUCCAGGUGGAUUUUUACAUUUUAAAGGAAAUGUCUGAGUUGGGGGGCUCAGGCUCGGGCAGCUUGGACUUGAGCUGCUCUGCACACCACAGCUGCUGCCAGCCCAAGCCGGGCAAAGAGGCACACAGGGAGCAGCAGAGGCCUCAUGCACCCAUGUGUCUCUUUCCCCGGCUCAGGUUGGCAGUGGCUCAGGCUGCCCUCUUUUUUGCUCUUCAAUAUAUGGCAACCCUAUCAUACAGUCACCAUCACACAUGACAUUAGAAGUUCUUGCACUUCUUGAUCUGAAAUGUUGGUAGAGUGUUCUUUUAACUUCAAAAUGCUGCGCCCCCCCCCCAUGGGAGAAAGUUUGGUUGCUUGUUUCUUUUUAAAAACUGAUUCCAGUUUAAUAAAGAUGCUAUUUUGAAUAACCUUCUCCAGCUUUCCCUAAACCUAACAAAAUUGGUUGAUUUGAGCAUAUGGAACAUCAGUUAUGACAAUGAUAAAGAAAUGAAUGAGAGGCUUUUUAUGAUCUACUGGGAUCAGAUAAUCCAGCUACACCCAAAAAACUCUCAAGAGCGACAAGAGGAUCAAUAUAUGUAGAAAAUUCCCUAAUUGCCACGAGGUUCUCAUUCUAGCAAUGUGGAAUUCAUUUGUCCUGGACUCUGAACACCAUGGGUGCAAACCUGGAAUCAUUCCAUUACAUCUAUUAAACUUAACUGGUGAAAGGUGCCAUUUGUGUAACACUUUAAUCCCCCCCCCUUUGAUUAGUUGCAAUGCAGUUACUUAUUUUAUUAUGAAAAACAGAUCCUCAUUGUCCUGUAAUUUCCUCCCUACAAUCCUAUUUCCUCUCACCUUCAACUUUUGAAUCUAUUCCUUGUUUCCUCACUCCUGUUUUAAGUCAUUUUACUGAGUGUACAUUUGUUUACAAUAUAUCAAAGGAGGUUAAUUUAUGUUAUCACAAUAUAUUUUUCAACAAGUUUUUUUUAAAGGACAGCUUAGUUGGUUAGAGGGGUUUUUAAUUCCAUCCAUCUUUUGACAUGUUUCUUCACACUGUAAUAAGGCUCCAUGAUGGAGAAGGUCCGAUGUGAAAUAAAAAUUGUUCGUUUGUCAUUCUC
Molecule: messenger RNA, 6336 nt
Organism: Podarcis raffonei (Aeolian wall lizard)
Lineage: Eukaryota; Metazoa; Chordata; Lepidosauria; Squamata; Lacertidae
Product: collagen alpha-1(XV) chain-like
Exons: 26
Coding region: 446-3055 (869 amino acids)
Source: RefSeq, a predicted model, not a curated record